CCGCGGGCGGGGCGGCGCGGCACGGCGGCUCCACCGUGUGCAUGUAGAUGAGAUCCCCCGGAGCACGUCACUCCGCACCGGCGCUCUGCGUUUGGGGCGGCGGAGAGCGAGGGCGGGCGAGCGGGAGCGGCCGGAGGAGGAGAGGCGGCGGCGGCUCGGGAGGCAGCAGAGCUCGGCCCCCCCCGCUCCAUGCCGCGCAGCCCGCCGCGGCGCGGGCCCCGCGGGGCGAAGGCGGGCGCCGGGCGGGGAGCGGCGCGGCGGUGCUGAAGGACAGCUCCGCUCCGCGCCCCUCCGCGCCGCCCCGCGCGCCGGGGCGCGCCCCGUCGCAGGGUGGCCGCGGGGCCGCUGGCCGCCGCGCCUUGAUGUGCCCCCCGCUACCGCGCCGGCGGCUCCCAUGGCGGUGGCACGGAAAAUCAAAACUUUGUUGACGGUGAACAUCUUGGUCUUCGUGGGCAUCAUCCUCUUCUCCGUCUACUGCAGGAUCCAGGACCGCUCCCAGGAGCUGGUGCAGAUCGUCCGGAGCGCGGACCGCCGGGCCAGGAGCCGCGGUGCCAAGGUGGGCAGCCUGGCCGACAGGGAGUCCAUCCUGCAGCGUCUGGACCACCUGGAGGAAGUGGUCUACAACCAGCUAAAUGGUCUGGCAAAACCCAUGGGAUUAGUUGAAGGUCCAGGAGGCUUGGGCCAGGGAGGAAUGGCUGCUACCCUGAGAGAUGAUAGCCAUGAAUCAGAAACUAAGUAUGAAGAAUAUGGUUACAAUGCCCAACUCAGUGACAGGAUAUCACUGGACAGGUCCAUCCCUGACUACAGACCAAAAAAGUGCAAACAGAUGACCUAUACAGAUGACCUGCCCCAAAUCUCUGUGGUCUUUAUAUUUGUAAACGAGGCACUGUCUGUCAUCCUGCGCUCUGUGCACAGUGUCGUGAAUCACACCCCAUCACACGUGCUCAAGGAGGUCAUUCUGGUGGAUGACAACAGUGAUAAUGUUGAGUUAAAAUUUAAUCUGGACCAGUACGUCAAUAAAAGAUACCCAGGGUUGGUGAAAAUAGUGCGCAAUAACAAACGAGAAGGGCUGAUUCGAGCCAGAAUCCAAGGCUGGAAAGCAGCAACAUCUCCCGUCGUUGGGUUCUUUGAUGCUCACGUUGAGUUCAACAUUGGCUGGGUGGAACCUGCACUUACUCGCAUCAAAGAAGAUCGAAAGCGGAUCAUCCUACCAGCAAUUGACAAUAUCAAGUACAACACUUUUGAAGUGCAGCAAUACGCCAAUGCAGCCCACGGCUAUAACUGGGGCCUCUGGUGCAUGUACAUAAUCCCACCGCAGGACUGGCUCGAUAAAGGGGAUGAGUCAGCUCCCAUCAGGACACCAGCCAUGAUCGGAUGCUCGUUUGUAGUGGACCGAGAAUAUUUUGGUGAGAUUGGCUUGCUUGACCCUGGUAUGGAGGUCUAUGGAGGAGAAAACAUUGAAUUAGGCAUGAGGGUCUGGCAGUGUGGAGGAAGCAUGGAGGUGUUACCCUGUUCCCGCGUGGCACAUAUUGAACGCACAAAGAAACCCUACAACAACGACAUUGAUUACUAUGCAAAGCGCAAUGCCCUGCGGGCCGCUGAGGUCUGGAUGGAUGACUUCAAGUCACAUGUUUACAUGGCGUGGAACAUCCCCAUGGCAAAUCCUGGAGUUGACUUUGGAGACGUUUCUGAAAGAAUAGCUCUACGACAGCGACUGCAGUGCCGGAGUUUUAAGUGGUACUUGGAGAACGUCUAUCCUGAAAUGAGGGUUUAUAAUAAUACAAUCACUUAUGGAGAGGUUCGUAACAGCAAAGCUAGUGGCUACUGUUUAGACCAGGGAGCUGAAGAGGAUGACAAAGCAAUCCUUUACCCAUGCCAUGGAAUGUCUUCUCAGCUUGUCCGCUACAGCUCCGAGGGUGUCCUGCAGCUGGGACCGCUGGGCUCCACGGCCUUCCUGCCCGACUCCAAAUGCCUUGUUGAUGACGGGAAGGGCAGGACGCCUACCCUGAAGAAGUGUGAAGAUGUCCUGAGGCCAGCACAGAGGUUCUGGGAUUUCACACAGAAUGGUCCAAUCAUCAGCAGAGAUACUGGCCGUUGCCUAGAAGUGGAAGUGUCAAAGGAUGCAAAUUUUGGGCUCAGAUUAGUUGUACAAAGGUGCUCGGGGCAAAAAUGGAUGAUUAGAAACUGGAUAAAACAUGGCCGACACUGACUGCCGGGGCUCAGAAGUUGCCUCUCCUGCCGUUGUCCAUCGCUCAGUGUGCCAUAUCUUGCAAGGCAUUUGUCUUACAGAAAAUUAGUCUGAACUGGACUUGACUUGGCUCUCAAGUCCUCCAAAGUCUUUUCCUUUUCAAAGGAAAAAAAAAGAAGAGAAAGAACAGCAGACAUAUACAUGCCCUAUUUGACUCUCCCUUGCUCCAGUAGAUGACCUGGGAAGCUUAACAAGAGUUUUCUGUUGAUUUGGAAGUCUUGUGAAAAUCAGAACACAGCAGAAAAGUGGGUUCGCUAAGCUCUCCUAGAGAAAUUGGCAGACAGAUGUUUCUGUGAUGAGUUGAAAGGAGAGAUCCCAAUACUGCCUCAUAAAGAGAGUUCUCUGAUGGGUAGCUUUUUAGCUUUAAGUUAUUGACUGGUGCACAACUCCUAUGGUGAAUAAUCAUGUGCCUUUUUUAUUGUACUUCGUAUAAAAGGGGACUGGUCAAAUCCUACCUUUUCAGCAUGUCUGGUUCAUUGUACUAAACAAGAAGAUCUGUAAAUAACACUGGAAAUAUAAUACAAUAUAUGAUAAAUUUCAAGGUUGAUUGUUUAGGAGUCUCUGUUUCUAGAAAGAGACUGUUCUGCAAAUGUUUACAGGUGGUUCUCAACCUUCAAGCUGCUAAAAAGCAGCAUUUUAGAGACCUCUUCUAGUUAGACACAGGUAAAUGUUGAAUAGGUAAAAUAGCCACAUGCUCCAUGAUCUUGCCACAUUUUACAUUUCUUGGCUGUAAAGGCAUCACAAUAUAGUCCUUGCAUAUUUAACUCUUCUGAGGCAGUAAAUGUCCUAGUAGAGGGAUGUGUUUCUAGAGGCCUCAGUUUGCUCCACAAGGCCCGAGUUUGUAAGUGCAAGGUUCCUACCUGCAGUGCUGUGCAUGCAGGUGCGCUGUUGUGUUGUUCCAGAAACUGCCUGGAAGCUGGAUACUCGUGACUUCUGGAAAGAAGUUGACAGACUUAGGUGCCAUCUGUGGAAUGUAACAACUUAAAUCCUACAUUUCAUUACCCAUCCUGUGAAAAUGUCAAAUGUGAGCAAAUAUGCUUUGUGAGCACUGUCUGAUUUUCUGACCAAACCAACAAAGUCUUUUUGGUAUUUGAAGAACAAAUAAAAACCUAGUGAUAAGAAGGCAAAUUAGAGAAAGAACUAGGCAGCAUAUAUAAAUACUGUUACUCUGAAAUAUAAGUAUUUUAGUGUAGUUGACCCAUUGACAGCAUCUUUGUGAACCUGAAUUUAAUGAUGUAUCCAGUGGUUCACGCAGUAUCUGUGCACAGGUAGCCAGAGUAAUGACAAGGCCUUACCCAGAAAGCUGUCAAAGUUGAUGACCACCGUCAACGUCAGCAGGCUUUGGAUACAGGUCCAUGGCAGACAGCUUUUCAUUAGAGAAGAUUCAGUCAUACUGAAGGAGAGAUAGAAAUGGUAUCUGUUAACUUCACUGUUUAAUAUUUUAUAGUAAUUUUUUAAAGAAGUUUUGUUUUACUGAGCCAGGGAAACGGGUAAUUGCAGACACUGUGGUACUGUGAAUCUUGGUGAUCUGUUUCUUGAACAGCUUUUGCCAUUUCUAUUUCAAGGCAUGCUGAACAAAAUAGAAUGGAAAAAAAGUUAAUUUUUCAAAGUCAUGAUAUAUAAUAAAAUACUUACUUUUAACAUGCAGAAUCCAUCAGUUCUUGUCAACUCUGGGUUGGUAUCUAGAAAGCAUAUCCCUAUAUUUUGCCCCGAGUUUAUUUUUGAAAUGGAGUGUGCAAGAUGUAAUACAAAGCCAAUUCUCCUGGAGUUUAUUUGUGGCUCAUUGCUAAUCUUUAAAUAGUCACAUGAUCAGGUUAUGCAUGAAUAUAUACAAAAGAAUACAUCUGCGUGAGAGUCUAAAUACAAAAAUGCUUUAAAAUUCUGUGUUUAUGGUUAGUUGAACAUGCCCUCUUGGAUGGUGUAGUAAGACCUGCAGGGAGAGGGAGCAUCUUUAAUAAAUCAAGCAAUACAAUAAAAAAUCAUGGACAAUCAUUCAAGCCUUCCUGUCGAUCUUCAACAGGUAGGAAGCUUCAGGCUAAAUACAGAUUGUGAACAGUUGCCCUGUAUUUAACCUCCCAUUAGACAAUUUAAAAGGAUAGGUAUGAUCAUUGGAUCAGGUGUUGAACACUUUGUAGAGGAGUUCUAUUUCUAAGAGACUUUUCAUCUUCUCUCUAGAUAUAGUUUCUCCCUUUUAAACUGUAUGAAAGCUGUAUUCUGCUUUUGUUUAGUCUGAUGGAGUUUUUUGCCUUGACACAUUUGGCUGAGGGAGAUGAGCAGGCAAAAGAAGGGAAAGACCAGUUUGGUUAAACCAGUUGAGCUUUUUGGGGAGUAACAUCACAGUUCAUACACACCAUCUGUAGUCUUUCCAAUGAGAAAAUGGUAACUAUUUUAUAUGAAGAUGGCUGGAAACUGGAAGUAAUUAUGUAUCAGUGUGACUACUAAAUGCCUAUUAGGGUAUAAAGUUACUAUACUGAACAGAAGCAAAUAUGCAACAUGCUUUCCCCCUUUUUCUUUUCUUUGUCUUGAAUUACCAAUCUAUGCUUGAUCCUCAGUUAGCAGUGGGCCACCAAGUCUUUCAAAUUGCGGGUAAAUGAAAAAGGAAGGCUGAAUAUUUGGACGAACACCAGGUUUUAAAUUUACUAUCCUAAAAGAAAUGUUGCAUUUUUGGGUUUAGGAGAUUGGAAGCUGAGAAGACCAGAUAGAUGUGGCAAAGAUUUCAAGCAAGCAUGAUAAGCCUUCACUAUGACACCACCACCAUGAAUGUGAACUGGUUGUCUUGGAAUUUUGCUACUGCAAAUUUUGUUACUGCUUUCAGUGCACAGUGCAAAGCAUUUCGAUGUGGCCACACCAUCCGACAGAGAGUAGUCAGUCCUGGCAAGCCUGGAGUGCAGAGCCACGGGCUGCAGGCGGCUGGUGAGAACCAGACUGUCCAUGUAAGAAGGAAAACAGAGUUUCCUGAUAAAUAAAUGGCUCUGAGACUUACAGAAUAAUAUACCAGAGAAUCAUAGAAUAGUUAGGGUUGGAAAGGACUUUAAGAUCAUCUAGUUCCAACCCAAUAUAUAAGAAUUCAAAUAACUCUUAAAGGCAAAGCUGGUAUUUUCUGUGAUUGUUGUUUUUUAAAGAUUUACUGAAAUAAUUUCUUAAAUUUAAAGACUACAUCUGUUGGAUUAUUUUUACUUUAGUCUUUACCUGUAUGAACCACUGCUUUGGCUGUGGUAUAAACAUGGUGACUCUGCAUGUGAGAGGGUCUUAAAUAUUCUCUCAUAAAAGGAAUAAUAAUAAAAAAAGCCUUGAGUAUUAUCUGUUUUAAUCAAAGCCUAUGGGUCUUUUGUCAGUAUUUCAGCCCUUCGUAUAAUCUGAAGUCCUGCUUAAUGUUUUCAAAUUAACAGUCUUGUUUCCCACAGUGCAAGAAUCCAGGUAUUAUAAGUAUUUAAUGUAUGCCUUGUAGAGAAAAUUCAGCCAAAAAUCUUCAGUUGCUAUUUUGUUUGAUUUAGGAGAUUAUGGAGUUAAAUACUAGGUCCUAGGAUGGAAGAAUAGAAGGUGAGAAAGAAUAUCAAGUCUACUAUGCUGCUAGUAUACUAGAUAGUAUAGUUUUACUGGCAAACCAGUAAAAAUACUACUUUUGUAAUUAUGUCAAGAACCCUAAAAAUUAGUUGAGUCAUUUGGGAGGGGGCAGAAAAGCCUUUCUCCUUUGAGAGGCAUAAACUAUUUUCCAAGCUGAAUUAAUUCCUGGCCUGAUUAAAGCCACUUGUUACUCCACCAAAAUGUCCCUAGCUUUACUAGCUCACUGGUUCCUGAGGCAUGCUAACCUCCCAUGGGAGGCAGCCAAGAGGAAAAAAAAAAAAGGCUAAAAAAGAUGUUGUUGAAGGACCCGAUGGAUUCCUCUGUGAUUAUGUAAAGAUCUGUAUUGUUCUCACCCAUGAGGCUUGAGAACUUUUCAGGAUGGUAUGCAUCCAAAAAGCAAAACUCUGGUUCCACAGAAGCGAUCUAAGACGUAAUAUGGAAACAAACAACAGGUCUUCAUACGUGUUCUGAAAGUGUGGAACUAUCUUAUCUCAUUUAAAUGAAUAAGGUGGGGCUUGAUGUGUCUGAAGAUCAGAUCUUUGCAGUCCUUUCUUUGUAUUUCUUUUCAUCAGCCUGCUCCAUUUUAAAAACCAUGGUCUAGUAGAUGAAAACCUCACUUGCUGUGUGACAAGGGGUGUAAUCUAGCUGACACAGGACAGCUGCAAUUUUAAGCACUUAAGCUAGAGCUAAUAAGAUUUAAUGAAAUAGCACCAGUCCUAAUCUGUUCUUUAGAUCAAUUACACAGCAUGUAAUUCCUUGAUAUCCAGUAUUCAUUUGAAAUGCUUCAUUAACAGCCACAUUAAAGCACAUUAUGGCCUGUUUCGGGACCAAAUGCAUUGGGUUGUAAGAACUUUAAUAGAAGUUGGAGUUCAGAGGGAGUUUGGCAUAUUGCUAUUCAGUUAGGACACAAACACCUUUGUUUUUUUUUCAUGAAAGGCUUUGGGAGGAAGAACAACUGUCAGAAUUUGCUUAAUUGAAAAUGUUUCUAGCAACAAUACUACAUUUUUUACUACUGCUAUUGUGACUGCCUGCUGCUUACUGCUAAUCAAAGCUGAUGGUGAGGUCAUGCCACAAAUAAAAGAUGGUACUGCAAGUAGAAGAACCAGCUUCUGGUUCUAAGAAGCUGGGUAGAAACCAGGUCUUCACAUGUCUCCAGAUCUGGGUGCCACCAAAGUAAACUUACUGUUAUGUUUUCUCUGGAAAGAAUCCCCAACUUAACACAUUUUUGUAUUGCUUCACCAGGAAUACCUGUUCAAGAGGCCACUGUAGCCUGUACCUCUAAAUCACAUUUUGCAGAUACAAUUUGUUUUGUGUGUGUAUAUGUAAUGUUAGUGGAGUUAAGGUGAGAGCUGUUAACUACUGAACACAUAGAAAAUACAUUAGAUCUACUGAAGUGUGCGCAUCAUGCAUUUACAGCUUCCUGUGGGGUAACCAGGAUAUUCUUGAAACACUAAUGCACUGAGUGCAUUCUUCUGGAGAUGGACUCUGCUUACUUAGUGAACUGAGGGAGCUUGAAGAGUAAAUACUGAAAUUAUGUAGUUAAUGGUUCUCAGUGAAUUUGGCACAAAGUACAUCAAUAUUUACAUCUUCUAAAAAUGUAAUUAAUUAGCUUCAGGUUCACUCUUACCAAUCUCCCUGGUUUACUCUGAUAACUGUUGAAAAUACCUGGUCCCUAGCAAGCCCUGGGAUGCUUAUGCGUGUGAAGAUUUAGCUGUGUCCUCACAAUGCCCCAGCCAUCAAUGGUAUGAGAAAACUAUGAUAAACAGUGAUGUCUUCAGUACAUUGUAAUGGAUUUCAGAAUGGUUUCACAAAAUGCACCGACUUGUAUUACAAAAGCAUUAAUGAUAUGUAACUAAAGGUAUUGCGUUCAUGGGUUGCCCUAAGCAAAAACACUGAUAUCUUUGGCCAAGAAUACUUACUCAUAAAUAUGCCAGUGAAGCAGCAUCUGGCAACCUGAUUUUGAAGAAGAGAAUUUCUGAAUAAAGAGCGUUCCUCAAAGGCAUUAUAGAAGCACUUAAUUACUUGGCAUAGCGUUGCAGUUUUCUAUUGGCCAUCAACGAGGAUUGUGCAGUUUUCAAACUCUUUGUAAAAAGUUUAAUUUAAAAAAAUACUGCAGCAACUAGAAUGCAAGUUGUGACUGCAAAUCAUUUUUCAUUAUGUGGCACAUCAUCAAACCAAUUUGUAUUUACACUUGAAAAGAUAAUAAAUUACUAUGCAUUUUA
Messenger RNA from Strigops habroptila (Kakapo), 8034 nucleotides. It is a transcript of the gene GALNT9, whose product is annotated as polypeptide N-acetylgalactosaminyltransferase 9. The record is from RefSeq and is a predicted model, not a curated record. The coding region runs from base 395 to 2209 and encodes 604 amino acids. Lineage: Eukaryota; Metazoa; Chordata; Aves; Psittaciformes; Psittacidae. The transcript is spliced from 11 exons. Gene Ontology annotation, cellular component: Golgi apparatus.